UCGACACCGGAAGCCUACCUAUGACAGUGCUGAUUGUCAUGUUGGUACUGAUAUCUGUACUACUUUUUCUGGCUGUCUUUUUGCUUCUACACCGGUACCGCAGUCGAUGCCAGAGCCGAGACGAGGACUUGUACCGACCGCCUGCCUACUGCCUGGCCCCAGACCAUCAUCUGGACUGGGUGGAGAACGGGUCCAGCAUGAAGAGCAAGGGAUCGGCCAGGACACUGAAUUCCAGGAGUCACUAUAGCAUCGCCGCACAUCAUUUACACAUGCCGCUACCUCCGAUACCACAGUCCAACGUGCCCAGGAGAGGCAAAACAUACAGGAGACCUCCAUCUGUGGGAAGCAGCGUCAAGGUGCCCUACGUCCAGCCCCAAGACGCCAUUGGUCAAGAGUCCAGCGAGGAUGGAGAAAUUACUGCGCUCAGCUCCGGAAGUCCAAAAGUUCAUUAUAAGUCACCGCGUGAUCGUCCGACUAGACAAAACAGUCCUCUGUAUGCCUGCGUUCCUGUUAGUUCCACAGAUGAAUAA
Molecule: messenger RNA, 530 nt
Organism: Candidula unifasciata
Lineage: Eukaryota; Metazoa; Mollusca; Gastropoda; Stylommatophora; Geomitridae
Source: the annotation of a GenBank genome assembly